UGAAUUUUUUUUAAUUGUAAAAAAACUUUUAAAGUCGGCAUAAAAAUCUUCUGAAAGACUACAAGUUAUCUAAAUGCAAUAAACAAUAUUAAUUAGUAUAUCAUAAAUAUGGAUUUAUAAAUGUUUAUACAUUUUUCGUCAACAAAAACUUGUACGUAUCAUAAAUUUCCGAUGAUCAAUGAAUAUUAAAAAUAAUAAAAAAUGUUAAUAAUAUCUUAUAAAUGUUACGUAGCUAUAAAAAUUAUACCUUUUUUUCUACUGGAAAUUGACCUUCUAAUUUUAUCCGAAGGAGUGGAAGACUAAAGAUGGCGCUGAAAUGAAUGAUUAGCUUCUCCUUAAAGAUAUAAGUUUUACUUUCACAAUUACGGUAUUAGUUUACUUUUACUCUCAACGCAGUUUAAAGCUAAAUAGUAUAAUAUCAGAACCAUGGAAAUUGGUAUUUUCAAUGUCACCGAUGUCUUGAAAACACUACUAGGAAUAUUACUGAUAAUAAUAAUAAUACUGAAAUUGUUUGCACAUUUCACGAUGGGUGUUUGUAAAAGUAAAAAAAAAAUGACUGGAAAAACAGUGCUUUUAACUGGGUGUGUGACAGGAAUUGGUAAAGAAAUAGCUCGAGAUUUAGCUGGCCGUGGUGCACGACUCAUCAUGGCUGAUGUUAAUUAUGAAGGUGCUUUAAAAGUCAAAGAACAAAUAUCAGCAGAGUCUGGUAACAAAAAUAUAGUAGUAAAAUAUGUGGACAUGUCAUCCUUCAAAUCAAUUCGCUCAUUUGCUGAGGAAAUCAACAAGGAAGAGACGCAGCUAGACGUUUUAAUCCAUAAUGCAGGAACUGUUACAGUAUUUGAUAGAAAAUUAUCUGAAGAUGGAAUUGAAUAUACAAUGGCUGUGAAUUUUUAUGGACCUUUUUUACUCACUCAUUUAUUGAUAGAUUUGCUAAAACGGUCAGCGCCAUCAAGAAUAGUGAUAACAGCGUCGCUCUUCCAUCAUUUGGGGUGGCUUGAUUUAAAUGAUCCAUGUCCUAAGGAUAUCUGGUUCCCGGCAUGGGCUUACAUGAAUUCCAAAUUGGCUUCUGUGAUUUGGACUCUAGAGUUGGCUAAAAGAUUAAAAGGAACUGGUGUGACAGUUAAUUGUUUACAUCCUGGAUUAGUUGACACUCCUAUUUGGCAUCAUUGUCCAACAGCGCUGUUGUUGAUCAUCAAUGCAAUCUUGAGCCUUUAUGCUAAAACUCCUCAACAAGGUGCACAAACAACAAUACAUUUAGCCGUUGCUGAAGAGCUUAAAGAUGUUAGUGGAAAAUAUUUUAUGGAUUGCAAAGAAUAUGGUCUGCUGACAAAGAAAGUGACAGAUCCAUCCAAAGGCAAAAAAUUCUGGGAAAUCUGUGAAAAAAUAACUCAACUGCAACCAUCAGAUCCAAAAAUAUCUAGUCAAUCUUAAGUGUGAUUUUUAUUAUAAAUUGGAACUAAGGCUAUAUAAUUUGUAGUACUAUUAAUAUUUUAGGCAAAUAAUUUUUAUGUCUCAACACUUUGAUACUGUGAACUGAAGUGACAUUAUAUAUUUAAUUAAAUAGUCCAUUUGGAUUGGUUAUUAAAUGUUUGUUGAUGUAAAUCAACUGUCUGAAUGAUAAGAUAAAUUUAUUGUAAAUAAAUUGAGUUAUUUAAUAGUUUUAAGAAUUUCAAAUCAAUUUCUUUGACAUAAAUUUAAAUAAAAGAAGAAAGGAAAAAAAAAUUGUGAAAGAAUAUUUUACAAUAGAUUCAUACUGUUGAUAAUUCAAUCCA
This is a messenger RNA of Chelonus insularis, 1772 nucleotides long. Its product is annotated as retinol dehydrogenase 12-like. The coding region runs from base 427 to 1431 and encodes 334 amino acids. Lineage: Eukaryota; Metazoa; Arthropoda; Insecta; Hymenoptera; Braconidae. The record is from RefSeq and is a predicted model, not a curated record. The transcript is spliced from 5 exons.